This is a messenger RNA of Rodentolepis nana, 522 nucleotides long. NCBI's taxonomy places the organism in Eukaryota, Metazoa, Platyhelminthes, Cestoda, Cyclophyllidea, Hymenolepididae. The record is from the annotation of a GenBank genome assembly.
AUGGAUUCUGGUCACUGUGGCAUUAAAGAUAGUGAGCUUGCUGACACACUUGCUAAGAAGGGGACGGCAUGGUGGACCGGGGUCUUCCCACACAAUGAAGGCCUUAAUCAGAAAAGAAUUCCCGACCUCAAUAAUGAAGGCCUUAAUCAGGAGAGAAUUCCAGACCAUACCAACGAACUCAAAGCUCGAACAAAGGAGAAACAGUGGACAGUGGAAACAAAGGGGAAACAGUGGACAGUGGCACUCUCCGACAUAGCCGACUGGCUAAGAAUCGAAGCCGUUGCUGAGCCGUUGAUGAGUUUAGACUACGUACCGAACACGAUUGCCUAUAAACACCUUCACAGAUUGGGAGUAUACACUCAACUCACAUGUACACAUCUUCACAGAUUGGGAGUAUACACUCAACCCACAUGCUCCUAUGUAACCUACAGGAGGAAAUGGAGAAGACCCAUCUGGUUCGGUGUCCAGCCCAGAAGACAGCGACGGAAAGCCAGAGAUACUGGGAAGCAAGAAGACGGCUAA